This is a messenger RNA of Rhineura floridana, 1965 nucleotides long. Its product is annotated as zinc finger and SCAN domain-containing protein 21-like. Gene Ontology annotation, cellular component: nucleus. The transcript is spliced from 4 exons. Gene Ontology annotation, biological process: regulation of transcription by RNA polymerase II. Gene Ontology annotation, molecular function: RNA polymerase II transcription regulatory region sequence-specific DNA binding; DNA-binding transcription factor activity, RNA polymerase II-specific. Lineage: Eukaryota; Metazoa; Chordata; Lepidosauria; Squamata; Rhineuridae. The record is from RefSeq and is a predicted model, not a curated record. The coding region runs from base 217 to 1950 and encodes 577 amino acids.
CCCGCAGUGGGAAAGUAGUGUUUGAAUUUUCCCACGCGGGGUAGCCAGAACGAGAUUCCCGCCGCCCCCCUUGGAGAUCGGGGAGAAAAAACGACGACAAGACAGUCAGGAAAGUUGAAUUUUACCCAUAAAUGUGUGCGUACAAGCUCACACAGGCAUUGCGGAGUUAAACAGCAGUGCCCUUUUCCAGGCUGCCUUGAACCAGAGAGAGAAAAAAUGGUGGAAGAAGGAGGGGGAUCAGCUCGGGGUGUCAAGCUGCAAGUUGCGUUAGGGAAAAGGAUGGAAAGAGUGGAUGCUGAAGAAGAAUUGCAGCUUGACUUGAGAGAAGAUCCACUUGCUAUCCAAAGUGAGGGCAUAAAGGAGUUCUGGCCGAAGACCAGGUUGCAAGAGAUCCCACAGACACACUAUAAAGGCCCACAGCAGCACUGGGAGGCCCAGUUGCAGACGUUCUUGAAGACAGUGGAGUCCCCCCACUCGAGAGGGGGCAACCCACAGCUGCCCCUUUCGAGAGACGAUGGUGCAGCUUUUCUCUCCCCUUCUGGCAAUGCAGCUGACAUUGGCCCACGAGUUCAAGGAGACAAGAGGGUGACCCCAAUGGCACCAGGCCUUGGUGGUGAUGGCCAAGGGGCCAAUAGCAACCUCUUUGGCAGAGACGAGGCUGGCUGCAGGGAAGUGAAGGAAGAGAUUCCGGAGGAGGCCAAUUCCGAUGUCCAGCGGCAGAUCUUCAGACAAUUCUCCUAUGGAGACGGGGACAAUCCCUGGGAGGUUUGGCAAAGGCUGUGUGAGCUUUGCCACCGGUGGCUGCAGCCGGAGAGGCGCACCAAGGAAGAGAUCUUGGAACUGGUGAUCCUGGAGCAGUUCCUGGCCAUCCUACCAUCAGAUGUACAGAACUGGGUGAGGGAAAGGGGGCCGGAGACCUGCACACAGGCUGUGUCGCUGGUGGAAAAGCUUCUGCUGAUGCAGCGAGAAGGCAAGAGAUGGGAAGGACAGGUGCAGGAGCCUUGCAAAACAGAGGAGGCGCUUUUGUCUGAGGCAGAGGAGGCUCAGCCGGGUGUUUGGCAGGGACCGAUUUCCAUCAAACCGGAGGUCGUAGGUGGAGAUGCUGCUUCCUUGGGCGAUGAGAGGACAUGGAAAAUGGAGCAACAUCAGCUAGAACAUCCCAAGGCAGUAGAAAUGCAUGAGUUUUUGGUGGGAAGAACUGAAAAUAAAGUUUCUUGCUGUCCUGAUUGGGGAGACGGCUGUGAGGGCACGCAGGGGAAUCUCCCAGAGAUGGAAGAGGAUCAGUUCACUCAAUGUGAACAAGUAUUUAGGCAGAAGCCUGACCUUACUUCACUUGAAAGCAUUCAUUCAGAAGAGAAGCCAUUUAACUGCUCAACAUGCGGGAAGACUUUCAGUCGUCGCUCAAACCUCAUUAUACAUCAGAGAAUGCACACAGGGGAGAGACCUUACAAAUGCCCAAACUGUGAGAAGAGCUUCAGUCACCGCUCGAACCUCAGCGCUCACGAGACAGUCCACACGGGAGAGAAACCAUAUAAAUGUGCUGACUGCGAGAAGAGAUUCAGCCACCAGUCACACCUCAUUGCUCAUAGAAGAAUCCACACCGGGGAGAAGCCGCAUAAGUGCUUGGACUGUGGGAAAAGCUUCAGUAAUCCGUCACACCUUAAAGCACACAGGAGGAUCCAUACAGGAGAGAGACCAUACAUGUGCGCGGAGUGUGGGAAGAGCUUUAACCAGAGAUCCAUCCUUAUUGUCCACACAAGAACUCAUACAGGAGUGAAACCAUACACAUGUACCACUUGUGGAAAAAGCUUUAGCCAGAGCGCAAACCUUACAGCACAUGAGAGAAUCCAUUCUACACAGACCUUCCAUUAUGCCAUAGAUCUCUCUGAGAAACAAAACUGUAUCAGCACCACAAACAUGGGGACAUCAACAGUUGGGGAGUCCAUAUAAAAAAGGUUCAAUGCA